AUGGAUAACCGAGAGUUUUCUAACAGCUCUGGUGGAAAGAACAAAUUCUUACAAACGAAAGUAGAAGCAUGUGUCAAUAGUUUACAAGAAUUACUAGAUACUGAGGCGGCCAGAUCGAUUUCGACCUUUGCGGGCAAGACUGGAUCAAACAAAGUUUGGUUAGAGGAAUUAAGUGCUGAAUAUAAGUUGAAACCUGACAGGAAACUUGAUGCAAUAGGUGAAUUAUACGCGCAACAAUUGAAACAGUUGGAUGAUUUGGAGGAAAAAUCCUUUAUUAUGAAAAUUUAUGUGAUGAAGUUGAAGAGUUUCAAAAAGAAUUGA
Molecule: messenger RNA, 321 nt
Organism: Naumovozyma dairenensis CBS 421
Lineage: Eukaryota; Fungi; Ascomycota; Saccharomycetes; Saccharomycetales; Saccharomycetaceae
Gene: BLI1
Product: Bli1p
Exons: 1
Coding region: 1-321 (106 amino acids)
Source: RefSeq, a predicted model, not a curated record